CUCCCUCUCUGUGAGCAGCCCUUGCGCAUGCGCUGUGCGCCGCUCUCCUCGUGAUGACAGCUAAUGACAGCGCUGCCGCAGAUCAGUGACUGAGAGGCGGCUAACCUGCGACCAACCACCCGCUCUGACCCGACAAACCUCCGCAUCAGCCGCGUUUGGAGGCAGCCAGAACACCCAGCGAACGCUAACCACGCCGGUCAUUUAGCUCUCUGCCCGUGUGAGCCGGUGAAGAUGGUGAAGCCAGACAUCCACACUCUGGCCCACCACCUGAAGCAGGAGCGGCUGUACGUGGCGUCGGAGAAGCAGCUGAUCCAGAGGCUCAACAGCGACGUGCUGAAGACGGCCGAGAGGUUGUACCGGGCCGCGUGGAUCGCCAAGCAGCAGAGGAUCAACCUCGAUCGUCUCAUUCUCACCAGUGCCGAGGCCUCUCCGGCUGAAUGCUGCCAACAUGCCAAAAUGCUGGAGGACACGCAGUUUGUCGACGGCUACAAGACUCUGGGCUUCCAGGAGACCAUCUACGGCGAGUUCUUGGCCAGGUUGAGGGAUAACCCCAGACUGGUGGCGUCGUGUCUGGUGGCAGGAGAGAGGCUGAACCAGGAGCACACCCAGGGGGUCAUCCACACAGUCUUCACCUCACUCUACGGCAACUGUAUCAUGCAGGAGGAUGAGAGCUAUUUGCUACAGGUGUUACGAUACCUGAUAGAGUUUGAGCUGAAGGAGAGCGACAACCCUCGCCGUCUACUGCGACGGGGAACCUGUGCCUUCAGCAUCCUUUUCAAGCUCUUCUCUGAGGGCCUGUACUCAGCCAAGCUCUUCCUUACUGCCACCCUCCACGAACCCAUUAUGCAGCUGCUGGUGGAAGAUGAAGACCACCUGGAGACCGACCCAGCCAAGGUGACGGAGCGCCUCACUCCGGCCCAGCAGGAGCGCUUCGGAGAGAAGGGCUCCGAGGGCUACAAACAACGGGUGCAGGCGGCCGUGGAGGCCAACGAAGCCAAGCUGGUCGCUUUGGUCAACAAGUUUAUCGGUUACCUGAAGCAGAACACCUACUGCUUUCCCCACAGCCUGCGCUGGAUCGUGUCGCAGAUGUACAAGACUUUGUCGUGCGUGGAGCGUCUGGAAGUGGGCGAGGUGCGCACCAUGUGUACGGACCUGCUGCUGACCUGCUUCAUCUGCCCAGCUAUAGUUAACCCAGAGCAGUAUGGGAUCAUCUCAGAUGCCCCCAUCAACGAAGUGGCCCGCUUUAACCUAAUGCAGGUGGGGCAGCAUUUGCAGCAGUUGGCCAUGGCUGACGAUGAUGCAGACCCCAGACGGAAAAGCAGUUUGUCCAAAUUUGAUAAGAGCUGCGUCGCUGCCUUUCUGGACGUGGUGAUCGGAGGAAGAGCCGUCGAAACUCCACCCAUGUCCUCGAUGAACCUCCUGGAAGGCCUCAGUCGGACCGCCGUCUAUAUCACACACAACCAGCUGCUCGUGCUGGUGGACUUUGUGCGGAGCGUCAUGGCGGGGGACCAUCUUCGGGAGGAAGAGCACAUGGCUCUGGAGACCCUGGUUGCCAACGUGCCCCAGAAUCGAACUGUGAAGAGCAACAGUCUGGAGCUGACUCCCUCCAACACCCCCCAGCUCUCCCCAGCCACCACUCCUGCCAACAAGAAGAACCGGCUCCCCAUAGGACAACACUUAGCAGCUAUAACAUCCUGGGACCCCACAGCCACCACUCUGUCUGCUCACAUUCCAUUAGUAACCCCGUUUGCAGCUGCUCGCAGCCGCAGCCGUACCAACAUAGCCCAGGAGGGGGAGGCAGAGGCCAGCUCCCAAGAAUCCCUCCAGGAGCUGAUGCCAGAGGAGGUGCUGGUGAUUUCACUAGGAACUGGUCCUCAGACUGUCCCUGGGAUGAUGUCAGAGAAUGAGGUUUUGAACCUGCAGAUGGCUGAUGGGGCCCAGGGGGACGGCCAUGCUGAUGAUACUAAGCUGCACGGUAAACCAGACAAAACCCUGCGCUUCUCCCUCUGCAGUGACAACUUGGAAGGCAUCUCGGAGGGUCCAUCCAAUCGCUCAAACUCUGUGUCAUCUCUGGACCUGGAGGGAGAGUCUGUUUCUGAACUCGGAGCCGGACCAUCAGGGAGCAACGGGGUGGAGGCUCUACAGCUUUUGGAGCAUGAACAGGCCACCACUCAGGACAACCUGGAUGACAAACUUCGCAAGUUCGAGAUCAGAGACAUGAUGGGUCUGACGGAUGAUCGCGACAUCUCCGAGACGGUCAGCGAAACGUGGAGCACCGACGUGCUCGGCAGCGACUUUGACCCCAACAUGGACGAAGAUCGGCUGCAGGAAAUAGCAGGGGCAGCUGCGGAGAACAUGCUCGGCAGCCUGCUGUGUCUUCCUGGCUCGGGUUCAGUACUGCUGGACCCCUAUGGCUCCACCAUCUCGGAGACCACGAGCGAGGCCUGGAGCGUGGAGGUCCUUCCCAGUGACUCAGAAGCCCAGGACCUGAAACAGGAGGAGCGUCUGCAGGAGCUGGAGAGCUGCUCAGGAGUCGGCAGCACCUCGGACGAUACGGAGGUCAGAGAGGUCAGCUCGAGACCCAGCACACCAGGCCUCAGUGUCGUCUCAGGCAUCAGUGCAACCUCAGAAGACAUCCCCAACAAGAUCGAGGACCUGCGGUCAGAGUGCAGCUCAGACUUUGGAGGGAAGGACUCUGUGACCAGUCCAGAUGGGGAGGAGUCAGGCCACGGAGCACACCAUCUGACAUCUCCACCUUCACAGAGCGAUUCCUUACUGGCCAUGUUCGAUCCCCUCUCCUCCGGUGAAGGCUCCUCCACCGGCACAAUAGUGAGGCCUAAAGUGCACUACGCCAGACCCCCUCACCCUCCCCCCGAUCCUCCCAUCCCCGAAGCCAGCGCCCUGGGCCCGGAGACGCGCCACUCUCUCUUCACGCCCCACUGCCUGGCCCAGGCCGAGCUGGAGCACACCAAGCAGCGCCACUCCUUCCCCGACAGGCUGGUCCGCAGCCGCAGCUCCGACAUCGUGUGCCCGGGCCGCCGGCCCACAAGCGACCCUGGCCUUAACCGGCGGGUGGCGGUUGAAGAGCGCGACCCCGCCGGGGCCUUCGCCUUAGGCCCGUCCUCGUCCCCCAGCAAGGACUCCCUGAAAGGAGAGGUCGAGGACAGGAAAGACAGCGACGACGAGAAGUCUGAUCGCAACAGACCCUGGUGGAAGAAACGUUUCGUGUCAGCCAUUCCCAAAGUGCUGUAUUGGACGGCUGAGAGUGAUGUCCCAGCUCCGAUCGCGGCGUUCAGGAAAAGGGACAAGCAGGAGAAAGACGACAUCGCCCAGGAGCGAGUCCCACAAGAUGACCCGAUGCCCAGACAAAGCUCUCAAGCACAGGCAGCUGAAGACAUCCUGGACAAGUACAGAAACAUCAAGAGGACCAGCCCGAGCGAUGGAGCCGCAGGUGGAGCUUCUUAUGAUGGCACAGGAGAUCUCUGCGUCGAGGACAACGUGCACGACUCUCCCCGAGAAGACACUCUGCAGAACAUUUCCACAGAUGACCUCCCGGACUCAGCCAGCCAGACAGCGCAGCAGCACGACUCCAAGUUCUCUUUCAGUGAUGCAAAGAAGAAGCUGAGGUUGGCGUUGUGCUCUGCAGACUCGGUGGCUCUGCCCAUCAUGGCUCCUGCAACCACACGAAACGGGCUGCCCGACCACAUGGACUCUGAAGACAAUGAGAUCGUCUGCUUCCUGAAGGUUCAGCUAGCAGAGGCCAUCAACCUCCAGGAUAAGAACCAGAUGGCCCAGAUCCAGGAGACCACGCGCUGUGUCAGCCGCUUCGACGCACGCACCUGCAGGAAGCUGCUGGCUGCCAUCGCCGAGGAUUACAGAAAGCGGGCACCGUACAUAGCGUAUCUAACCAGGUGUCGUCAGGGCCUGCAGACCUCGCAGGCCCAUCUGGAGAGGCUCCUCCAGAGGGUGCUGAGAGACAAGGAGGUGGCUAACCGCUACUUCACCACGGUCUGCGUUCGGCUCCUGCUCGAACACAUGGAGGCCAAGAUGCUCGACUUCAUUAAAGCGUUCCAGGGGUGCACAGCAGCGGAUGACAAGACGGCAGCGGUGGAGGAUUUUCUGCGCUACUUGUACGGUGCCAUGGCCCGCGAUGCCAUUUGGCAGUACGCGAGCGAGGACCAGCUGCAGGACGCCCAGAUGGCUAUCGAGCGCAGCGUUAUGAACCGCAUCUUCAAACUGGCCUUCUACCCCAACCAGGAUGGAGACAUCCUCAGAGACCAGCUUUUCCACGAACACAUCCAGCGGCUCUCCAAAGUUGUGACGGCCAAUCAUAAAGCUCUUCAAGUCCCGGAGGUUUACCUGAAGGAGGCCCCCUGGCCCUCCGCGCAGUCUGAGAUCAGGACCAUCAACGCGUACAAGACGCCACGAGACAAAGUGCAGUGUAUACUGCGCAUGUGCUCCACCAUCAUGAACCUCCUCAGUCUGGCCAAUGAAGACUCUGUCCCCGGGGCGGACGACUUCGUCCCCGUGCUCGUCUUUGUCCUCAUCAGGGCAAACCCGCCCUGCCUGCUGUCCACCGUUCAGUACAUCAAUAAUUUCUAUGCCAGCCGGCUGAGUGGGGAGGAGUGCUAUUGGUGGAUGCAGUUCACCGCGGCGCUGGAAUUCAUUAAGACCAUCGACGAUCGCAAGUGAAGCAGAACAGCCACCUGUAUGGGCAGACUGCGGGGGAAGGAGCCGGGAGACUGGGAGACUUCCCAACCAACUGCUCCCUCCGCACAGCUUAUGAAACCUGGCCGUCAGCCUGCUCCUUUAUUUGUAUAGCUUGUACAUAGCCAGAGACGUUGAAAGAUUACAAAAUAUAUAUUACUGUAUGUAUGUGGACAAAUCCAGGUUUUAGCCGUGGUGGAAAAAAAAACAAAAACGGCCUUGGGGCAAGAAUUGGCAACUUUGAAAGCGAUUUUUAUUUUUUUUUCUUAUCUUUUUGUCUCUUCAUUAAAUCAACCUAAAAGAUAAUCCUAUAUAUAUAUAUAUAAAGGGACCAGACUUCCUUGAUGUGAUCACUGAUCUUUUCCCCCCCCUGAGUGAGAGGGAAGGGCUUCCAAUUCAAUUACAAUAUAAUGUUAAUUAAAUGCAUUGUAACGUGGGGAUCUGCGGUGUGUGUGAUCGUUACUGAGGACUCACAGACGCUGAGAUCGGUUCACAAUAACCAUAGUACUCAUAAGGUUAGUGUAUGGAACAGUAGGGCAGCUUACUUCAUUGUUUACUUCAUCGUAUUCCCGAAAAGAGAAAAAAAACAAACACACGUGUGUCAGUGAUGAUUUGGACAUAAGGGCCCACAUAUUUAUAUGAAAUAAAAUGUAUUUAUUUCUGUAAUUCUAUUUAAUGCUUUUUGUUUAUCUCAUUUAAAGAAGAAAAAAAAAAAAAAGCAUAUCGUGCCCAUUCGAGAUGUCUGAGGCAAAGCGGCGUUAUUGUAAUAAACCAGUUAGAAAGGCACCUUAGCGACGAGUGAGCCUGUAGGUGGAGGUGGUGGUGGGAGGGCGGAGGGUGGAUGGGUGGAUGCUGGGGGGGCGAUUUGUGAGGAUACAGGGUCGACUCGUGCACAGAGUAGCGGUGGCAUUUCUGGAUAUGUAUGAAAAAUAGUGCCUUUGUUGUGGGGCGCUGUGUACAGGUAGUUAUUGUUUCUUUUUUUUUUUAAACCCAGCAUAGGCAUUAUCCCCACCCAACCCCACCCACCCCCACCCGCCCUCCUCUACCCCGCACACACACACACACACUCCUACGGGCCACUGAUUGUCAUGGCUCAGUCCCUUUAAUGCACUUGAGUUUGAACAAAUAAGUCCCCCUUUUGGUAUUCUAGGUCCUACCUCAACAGUUGAAACCAAUGAGCCUGCCUCGGUUCACAACAGAGUUCUGGAUCACUUUGCACUGGUUUGAAGAAACAACAGUGAAGGGGGGAAGGUGGGAAAAGUUGGACGUUGAGCUGCUGUGGUCACAUCGCCCUUAAUUAAUGAAUUAACACAAGGCUUUGUUAGCGGACAAAGAGGUUUUUUUAGUUUCUGAUCUCGUUCCUGAGACGUGGCAGACUAGUGAUCUAUCGGAUAUUAGCUCUCUACCUCCUCAUAAGUUCAAGAAAGGGACUCGUGUUUAUGUGCACUUACAUUUCUUUUCUUCUUCUUCUUCUUCCCAGUUUGGCGUGCUGUGAUAUCCCGGUGUCAUUGUAACUUUUACCGAUUAUAGUCCAAGCAUGUCUUUAAUUAUCCAGAAAUGACUAAAAAAAACUUGAACUCCUCUGCUUCGUUUUUGUGCACAGACGUGCCACGUGUAUCAUAGUUUUUCCCGAUGAACCCCCCGCGACCUGACAGCACAAUAAACACACACACGGUAGGAUAGAAGAGCAAAUAAUCAACACUAUUGACUCGUUACUGACUUCUUGCAGUUUAUGCUUUAAAAAAAAAACACAAAAAGGGAAAAAAAAAGUGGUCGGUGUAGUACGUGAGUGUGGUUUUUAUCUCGUGAGUGUGUGUGUGUGAGAGAUGACUGUGUGAUUGCUUGACCCCUCUGCCUCCUCUUGCAUGAAGUCAUUGGAUGGUCUGUACAUUCUCAGUCAUGAUGAAACAGUAGAAUAGGAUUAGAAUCUGCCACAGGCCAGUAAUUGAACCUGCAAGAGGAUGCAAAGCUUUCUCUCUUUGUGUCCGUGAUACUUGCAUAUCAAGAACUCGAUGAUUUAUUUUGCACAAAACAGAUGUGUGUGUGUGUGUGUGUGUGUGAGUGUGUGCAUGUAAAACAAAUUGACAGGGAGCAGUGCAUUUGUCCUUUUUACAGCCAUUUCACACAAAUGUGUUUAUUCUUUCUUUUAAAUGAAUAUUCGAGUAGCCAAGUUAAGCACCUGACUGUUGACGAACAUCUUUUUUUCGUGUCCGUCUCCACGUAGCGCACCAGAUCCCCGUACGUGUCCGUGCAGCACGCCGCUUCCUUGCAGAGUCUGUGUGUGUGUGUGUAAUCAAUCUGAUGAGAAAACCAUGCACUGGAAAAUCAAGUUGCAGGUUGCAUCUAUACUAAUUAGGUUUAUGUGAUGUCACUUUAAUUGGAAAUACAUACUGCGCAAAUCUGAUGAAAUUAUUUGGACCUGGUUUAUGUUUCAGGGGGGUUUUUUAUCCUCAGAUGGCCGGUCGCAGCAGUCACACACACACACACACACACACACACACACAUGACCUCCCCGAGUGAAGUACACAUAUGACUGUGAUGGCAACUGUUGUAUGCAAACCACUGGACGGUGGUGUCAAGUUCUUCAAAGCUUUACUGCUCUGCUCCCUGUGCAAUUCAAGCUGAAAGAGCGGAGGAGAAACAAAAAAAAACAGAGUUUUACAUCUUACAUCUAAUUUUACAUUUAAUUGUAAGCUUGCACAAUUAUGACAUGCGGGGGAAAAAAAGCCGGUUUGUCUUUACUGUGAUUAAUGCAUUAUGUAAUUCUUUAAAAACAAUAAAAGAAGCAGAAGUUUU
Messenger RNA from Larimichthys crocea (large yellow croaker), 7503 nucleotides. It is a transcript of the gene gapvd1, whose product is annotated as GTPase activating protein and VPS9 domains 1. Gene Ontology annotation, biological process: regulation of GTPase activity; vesicle-mediated transport. Lineage: Eukaryota; Metazoa; Chordata; Actinopteri; Sciaenidae. Gene Ontology annotation, molecular function: guanyl-nucleotide exchange factor activity; small GTPase binding. Gene Ontology annotation, cellular component: endocytic vesicle; cytosol. The transcript has 29 exons. Bases 232 to 4692 code for a protein of 1486 amino acids. The record is from RefSeq and is a predicted model, not a curated record.